GAGCUUUGUAGUUCCACGACUUCCUCCUCGACCGAUCUCAUCCCAAUUGUCCGGCUUCCGGGAUCUCAGCCGAAGGGCGCGGGGAGGUGAGGAAAGCGGCAACCUAGCGGUGGGGGACACAGUGAGUGCCUUGUGCCCUGACGAUGAUCAGUGGUACCCGGGCGCCAUCGACAAGAUCAAUGAUGACGGCACCUUCAGUGUAAAGUGGGAUGACCCAGACGGAGGGCCAGAGACCCACGAUGUUGGCGCUGAUGGAAUCAAGAAAAUUGUGAUCUUCAAGGACUACAAGGUUGGCGAAAGGGUGGAGGCAGUCUUUCCAGACGAUGGCUACUGGUACCCAGGUGAGGUGACAAAAGUGGGCGAUGGUACCUUCACAGUGAAAUGGGACGACCCAGAUGGCGGCCCAGAAGAAUCAGAGCUCGAAGCCAAGGAGAUUAAGUACCCUCCAAUCCCGUUUGAACAGCUCGAAGUUGGCCAGAAAUAUACAGGCACGGUUGCAUCAGUCUUGGACUUUGGAGCGUUCGUUGACAUUGGUGCCGAAGGUCAGGGCUUACUGCACAUCUCACGCAUCUCUCAGGAGCGAGUCGAGAACAUUUACGACGUUCUGUCAGAGGGGCAGCAGGUGGAUGUGUGGAUUUCCGGCAAGAGGGAAGACGAGGGCAAGUUUGGUGUCACCAUGGUGGAAGGCCUGACAGAUGGAGGACCACGAAGAAAAAUGGAUGAUUUGACGCCUUUCGCAGACCUGUCGUCCGAUGAGUGGUACAAGGGCGUGGUUGCCCGCACUGCUCCUUUUGGUGCUUUUGUGACAGUGACGUUGGACGAUGGCGCUUCCGCGGACGGCUUGGUUCACGUGUCAAAGAUCAAGGAUGGUUUUGUGGACAACGUGGAUGAUGAGGUGUCCGUUGGUCAAGAAGUGAAAGUGAGGAUUGAAUCAGUCGAUUUAGAUUCUAACAGAAUGAGCCUCUCAAUGCGCGAGGGUGGCUUCGGCGCGCCCAGAGCGCCAGCCGAUCUUAGUGCAUUUGAAAAUGUUGAACCUGCCACUUGGCUGAAGGGGAAGGUGGCUCGGAUCGCUCCUUUCGGUGCUUUUGUCACCGUUACUGCGCCAGAUGGAUCCUCCGCAGAUGGUUUAGUUCACAUCACUCAAAUCAGAGAUGGCUUCGUCGAAGCCGUUGAGGAUGAGCUUUCUGCUGGUCAAGAGGUGGAGGUUCGCGUGGAGUCUGUGGAUGCUGACGCUGGCAAGAUGGGUUUGUCGAUGAAGCCAGUCUGAGCUUGUCAGACGCCUGCUACCCGUCAGGCUGUUGUUUCCACUUCUUUGUCCUGAAGUGCUAUGCCAUGGCGCAGGUUUGAAGUGCCGGCUGUCAGCGAAUAGGGCGGGCCGUUGUGUUCGAGCUGUGCUUCAGCGCAGAAUGCUU
This is a messenger RNA of Durusdinium trenchii, 1412 nucleotides long. Lineage: Eukaryota; Dinophyceae; Suessiales; Symbiodiniaceae. The record is from the annotation of a GenBank genome assembly.